AUGAUCCCUAAACUUAGGAGGUGGAUCUGCUCUCAGUACAAGACAGUGGAGGAGUACAACUCCCUGCCUGGACAGGAUGUGCUGCUGACCGACCGCUAUACUGACCUGCUGAUAGUCCAGCAACACAGAAAGCAGGAAGAGAAAGAGGAGGAGAUACGUUUCCGAGGACCGACUUUUUUCAGUGCCAUAGCAACUGAAACAUAUCAAAGCACCACUGUGGACCAGUUCUUCAGCCCUGAUGACCGUGGAGAUGUUCCCAGAGCAGUCAUUCUUCAGGGCCACUCUGGACAUGGCAAAUCCUUUACCGUAAAGAAGAUCAUGUAUGACUGGGCAUCAGGUAAUCUUUACCAGGAUCGAUUUGAGCUUAUUUUACACCUGAGAUGUAAAGAACUGAACCAGGUGUCCAGAGAGAGGAGUUUGGUGGAUCUUGCGAGCUGCAGUAAGACAUUUACCCCACUGAUCUCACAGAAACUAAAGGACUCACCGCAGAAGGUGCUCUUCCUCGUAGAUGAGUUUGAUGAACUGAGAUUCACAAUGAGUGAACUCAAUGACUCCUCUGUAACAGACCCUUUCACACCAGCUCCUGUUGAGGCCAUUCUGAGGGCUCUGUUGAAGGGGUCAAUCCUGGAGGAUUGCUUCCUGCUGGUCACCACCAGGUCUACUGCUGCAGAGAAGCUGAGCAAGCUGCUCAAACACCCUCUGCGGUUCACCGAGAUCCUGGGUUUCUCUGAGAAGGGGGUGCAGGAGUACUUCCAGAGGUUCUGUCAAGAUGAGCAGGUAGCAGAGAAGGCAUUCAGCAGUGUGAAGGCAAAUGAAACCCUCUUCACUUCCUGCUCCAUUCCAGUCAUAUGCUGGAUUAUCUGCACAGUCUUCAGGGAGCAGUUAAAAGAAAAUGCUGAAAUUACACUGGAAACAACCACCUCCAUAUUUGUGCACUUUGUGUCCACUCUGCUGGAGCAUCACUGCAGCAUUGAAGGAUCAGAGGACCUGCGGACUCAGUCUGUCCCUGCCCUGCUGAGGAGCCUGAGCCAGCUGGCAGACCGGGAGAUGCUGAAGCAGCGGGUCCUGUUUGAGAAGAAAAGUGUGCUGAGUGUGUUUGAGAAAGAGAGUAACAUCUCAGAUCCAGCUAGAGUCCCAUUUUUGUGCAAAUUCCUCAUGAAGAAGAACACUCGAAAGAAGGAAAUGUUCAGCUUCAUGCAUGUGAUCUUUCAAGAGUUCUUCACGGCACUCAACUACAAGAGACCGGACCAGAGUCAGGACAAAGUGAAGGAGCUGCUCAGUUCCAUCCAGGAGUACGAAGCCAAGUCCCAUCUCUUACCCGUCAUUCAGUUUCUCUUCGGCCUCUCCAAUACAAAAGUGGUGGAAAGCUUGGAAGAGCUGGAGCUGCCCUGCACUCCUUCCAUUCGAGGGCAGCUAGAAGAGUGGAUUCUGGAGUUCAUUGAAAAAAGCAAAGAUUCAAAGAAAAGUGAUGAGUUGCGGUUCAUUCUCCACUGUCUGUACGAGCUCCAUGAGGAGGAGUUUGUAAGGAGAGCCAUGGAGGUGUGGGGCAGGAUAGCCUUGGACUCCGUCCCCCUGACCAGGCAAGACUGCUGGGUGCUGCUGUACUGCCUGCUGCGCUGCCCAGCCAUCACAAGCCUGCAGCUCACAGAGUGCAACGUCACAGCAGACAAGCUGAGGAUGCUGCAGCCUGCACUGAGCAGGUGUCCUGAACUGGGGUUGCAUGUUGAGGAGCUGUCAGAUGCUGAUGUGAAUGAUCUGAUCUCAGCUGUGGGGGAAGAAAAGAUCCUGAAGGUCAUAAGGCUGUUUAUUGGGCACUUUACAGAGGCAUUCCCUGAGGACAUGUCAGGACUGGGUGUGAUGCUGUACUUCCUCUCGGAGAUCUCCAACAGCACUCUGGGGGACAUCCUCCUGCAGCUGAGAUGUUUCACACAGGAAGACACAGACAGACGGGACUCUGAAAAUGAUGAACAUGUGGAUGCUCUGUUCUCCUGUCUGAUGUCUCUGCCUGACCUGAAGACGGUUUCUCUGGUUGUGAACCGUCUGACUGAGCUCUGGGCCACCAAGUUCCUCAUCCUGUUCCACACCUGCCCCUCUAUAGAGCAGCUUAUCACACCUGGACACACCUGGACACAAUCACCUCACACCUUAUCACACCUGGGCACACCUGCCCCUCUAUAG
This is a messenger RNA of Sardina pilchardus (European sardine), 2178 nucleotides long. RefSeq names its product NACHT, LRR and PYD domains-containing protein 1 homolog. Gene Ontology annotation, cellular component: cytoplasm. The coding region runs from base 1 to 2178 and encodes 725 amino acids. Lineage: Eukaryota; Metazoa; Chordata; Actinopteri; Clupeiformes; Clupeidae. The record is from RefSeq and is a predicted model, not a curated record. The transcript is spliced from 5 exons.